AUGCUUCAUGACGAACUUUUGAAUUCAUCGCCUUCCUUUCGCGCAAGCAAACUGGACUUAGCCGAUUUGACGAGCGCCGCCAACGCAACCACCAUCGAUAUCCUGCGGGAGUCCAAACAGGUGUCCAUGAAUGUGCCUACGAGCCUAUCAUCCCUAACCACCUCGAGUUUCCCCCAGUCCUCUCCCUUCAUCACCACUGCGUCUGUCAGCAGCGGGCCCCAAAAGCUGCAGACAGUUCUCUCGUCGUCCUCCUCCUCGUCGUCAGGCGCUUACCUCCAUGACAACAAACAACCCACCCGUUUCCUGCUUGGCCAAGCUGAUCCUAUUGACCAUCACUUCCAAGUGGCUUUGGGAAAAGCGUCGACUCAUCCUUCUUCUUCUGCCGCUGCUGCUGCUGCCGCAGCCGCCGCCAUCUUGCUUCCGUCUGGUGGCAGAAAGAUGCUGACAUCAGACUGUCUGCCCGAACUCUCCCGAAACUCACUCGUUUUUGGU
Molecule: messenger RNA, 492 nt
Organism: Dibothriocephalus latus
Lineage: Eukaryota; Metazoa; Platyhelminthes; Cestoda; Diphyllobothriidea; Diphyllobothriidae
Source: the annotation of a GenBank genome assembly